UUAGUGUGGAGGGUUCAGCGGAGGAGAAACGGGCUCCUCACGGAACAACGGAGUCUGACCGGAAAACUUGCUCCAAUAGCUCUUAAGAGUACUUUUAUAUCAGUAAGGCCGAGCAGAAAAUACCCGUUUCUGUCUAGAGAAAGGUGGCAGGUGCCCCUCUUAAACCCGGGAGAUUGCACCGCUCGCAGCGUUCCAAAAAGGAGGAGAGCGCGAGUCAAGUAGCACGAGCCGGGGCACAGCGCUCACAAACCAACCGCCGCUCUACUUGUUGUUCAGUACUGACUAGUUAACCACGUUACGCUAAAGAAAAAAACUAAUACAUUGAGGGAGAAAGAUGAAAUCGACCAAAAAGGAAAGAAACGCCACUGUUUUGUCGAAGAACUAUUUGGAUCAGACCCGGGGACUCUGAAACCUUAAAAGGAGGCAGUAUUUUCCGUCUGCCAGUGUGGCGCAGUGACUCUUUGUUGCGGUGUGUGUUUAGACGGACCGGGCUCACCUAGCUAACGGAUGUUGCUCGACGAAUCAAUUGAACCACGUCCUUGCUUGAAAUAGAGUGAAUUGAAAAACGGUGUUUUUCCUAUUUUAACCUGUUGGUAGCUCUUUGUAUUGAGUUUUACCAGCCUUGCGCUCUGCUGAAACCCGACCAGACGGAGACAGAGGGAGAGAGAGAGUUAGCUUUCCACUGAUGUUAGUGUCUUUCAAUAGCCAGAAUUCACACCGAGAAGCGAGCUAUAGUCGUCUGUUUAAUAGUUAAUAAGGAUAUCUAACUUGGCUGUGUUCUGCUCGCAUAUCGGCACACAGUAUCCAGGGACUACCGGAGGAACACUCUUGAAUCAGACUUGCGGCGGGUCUAGAAAACAAGCCUGGGAUUUACAGGAUCAAUAACGAAUUGAUUUUGUUUUGAAAGCACACACAAUAAGCAAGCACUGGCGGAUAAUUUAUGCGCUUUAUUGUCAGCAGUUAAUACUGACUAAACACCCAAAUGAUCGGCUAGACAAAUCCCCGGUGAAGACAUCAAAACAACCGCGGAUUUACGGGCGAUAGCGGCUCUAAGCUGAUAAGACCAAAUCCCACUCUCUCAAAUGUAUUAAUUCUCUCCCGGGAAUCAAUCGUUAUGAAAAUGGGAUAUCAGCGGAGGGAUAAAACCACACGCCGUGAGGUGGGGAAAAGUGUCUACGAGAACGUUGUACCGGGGAACCGAACACUGGGGACUGCUGAGGGCGGAAUGUCAUCGCCCGCGGAGUUUUGGCACCCGGGGCCAGGGUGUCAACGCGAAGAACUUGUCACCGGUGUCACGGAGAGCGGCGGUGUUGUGGAGGGCUUGAGAGCAGCUCCAACGCGCCUCUUUAACGGAGAGCCCCGUGUUGCAGCAAAGCGGCGUGGCGCGUGCAUCCGAUCCUCAGGUCUGCAGGGCAGCAACACAGCACAACCGGAACGGAAUAAAGGACAUUCGCCUGGUCAUCGAAUUAUCAUGAAACAACUCCCCAGUGUGAAGACGGACGGAGGUCACACCCGCUCUACUUUCUCUAACGGAAACCCCUUCGAGAGGCGGGUAGCGCCGGCUGGAUAUGCCGCAAGGGACCGGCGAGGGACGGGGUCGGUGCCUGGGACCGCGACGACCCUCAGCAGGAGUUGUUGGCUCGUGCUCGUCCUCGUCCUCGGUAGCGGGUGCCACAUGUUGAAUGCUCAAGCGCUGCCCUACAAAAAAAUCCACUUGUCCCGGACAAGCCUUAAUGUUGAGCCCUGCAUCACCUUCAUCACCACCACCUUCACCACUGCUGCCACCACCACCUUCAUCACCAGCACCUUCACCACUUCUUCCACCACCACCUUCAUCACCAGCACCUUCACCACUUCUUCCACCACCACCUUCACCACCAGCACUGACCAGGAAGAGGAGGAGGAGGGUUGGAGCGAAAAGUGCUGAAGAUGUUACUUGUGACUUAUUUACUGUGUUCUUUCUUAUAGUUAUAAUAAGACCUUCUAUUGAUGUUGUUACUGUUUCUGAUCAUCUCCCCAUCUGAUGUUUUCAAUGAGACAAUCAGGAUGGAAAACAGACCAAACAGAUCAUGACACUUGUCAAGAUAAGAAGCUCUGUAUUUCUGAUUGAAAAUAUUCAAAUCUAAUCUUUGUAGAUUGGCAUUUGGGAUUAAGUGUGUCCCAAGGCAGUUUAUGAAAAGGUUCUUUUUUAAUACCAGCCUGCUGAAUAAGACAGACAUGUGGGUAGUUACGAGGUGACCUGUCCACCUCAGUUGGCGUGACACUGGGGGCUUGUCUCCCCUGUGUCAGGUGUGUGUCAGGUGUGUAAGGU
Molecule: messenger RNA, 2311 nt
Organism: Osmerus eperlanus (European smelt)
Lineage: Eukaryota; Metazoa; Chordata; Actinopteri; Osmeriformes; Osmeridae
Exons: 2
Coding region: 1115-1927 (270 amino acids)
Source: RefSeq, a predicted model, not a curated record